This is a messenger RNA of Purpureocillium lilacinum, 2925 nucleotides long. RefSeq lists its product as uncharacterized. The record is from RefSeq and is a predicted model, not a curated record. NCBI's taxonomy places the organism in Eukaryota, Fungi, Ascomycota, Sordariomycetes, Hypocreales, Ophiocordycipitaceae. Gene Ontology annotation, molecular function: oxidoreductase activity.
AUGACCCUAGGAGAUGGAAUUAGGCGGAACAUCGCCCACGUUGACCCCUCCGAACGCGCUCUCCUGCGCGACGCGAUCAAGGAGCUUAACCGGCGGUUCUAUCCAGGCUCUUCUAGUGAGACGCCGCCAGGAGGAGUUAGCUGGUGGUUCAAACAAGACGAGAUCCAUCAAUCCACCCAUGUCCAUGGUGGUCCCGAGUUCCUGCCAUGGCAUCGAGAGCUCGCCAACCGCUUUGAGGCCCUCCUCCGCGAGAUCAACCCUCAGUUGUCACUACACUACUGGGAUUUCAAGGAAGACCCUCGCAGCAUCCCCAAUGGGAACCUGGGGGCCGGGACUCGCGGUCCUGUUAACCUCUUCGACGCUGACUUUAUGGGGUCUCCAGAGGGUUCGAUAGGAGAGCCUUGGCUUUCGGCAGGGUUUUACGAUCCGCAAGCCGGUACCCCUGGCCAUCCAAGAGAUCGAGAAACCAGUCUGAACCCGGCUGACCCUCCGAGGAAUGUGACGCGGCCCAACACCUACGGGGGACCACCGCCGAGGCCAUUCAUGACGGCGGCUGAGGAGACCCGUGUCCUCGGUCUUCAGAACUUUGGCCCAGCAAUCGCCCAGAACGACGAGAGGGAUGCCAGUUUCCGGAGCAUCAAGGCCAACUUUUUCCGAACAGCCUGGGAAGACAUCCACAACAGGGCACAUGUAUACUUCGCCAAUAUCAGCCCACACGACGCCUUCCGUGACCCGUUCGUCUUCCUUGUUCAUUCAAACGUCGACCGGGUCUUCGCCACGUGGCAGUGCGAUCCGGCGCAUCCAGAACGACUAGAUCCAGCAACCGUUUACGGGGCUGAGUCUGACAUGGCCGUCAACGUCAAUGCGGUAGGAGUCACCUCGGUCCAGAACCUGGCCAACCAAGUUGAGCCCUGGAGUACUGGCCACGGCCAAUUCCACGACAUCCGCCCCUGGGAGCCAAUCCAUGAAAAUCAGGGCUUUCCGCACGACUACCAUCACAUCUCUGUCGUCGCGCCGCCGUGCUACGAUACGUUGCCGACAGUCGCGCGCGUUAUCGAGACAGAGAAUCCCGGUAGCGACAUCAACUUCAACGAUGUCCCUCAGGGCGAGACCGCGUCCCGUGCCGCCGCCUUCGAGAUAUUCGCCUGCGGCAUAGUCACACUAAAGGUGAAGACGGGACCUACGGCCCCGUAUACUGUCAUGAGUCCCCCAGGGGACACCGUUAUCGUGAAUGGUAAUCAGCAUCGGCCGCAGGUGGCGCGAAUCUGGUUCCAGUUUACUGGUUCUGCUCCUGGGGCAGCACCUAACGGAUCCGUGACGAUCGCCUGCGUCGAGACCGGGGAGGAGUUUGUCUUCACCAUUCAUGGAAAUACCAUACCACGGCCAACAACCGCAGUGAUGCUCGUCCUCGAUCAGUCGGGCAGCAUGGGCUGGCUUGCCGGCACUGACGCCACCACCAAGCGGAUCGACGUUCUGCAUCGAGCCGCAGCAAACUUUUGUCAACUUGUGCAGGCCAACAACGCUGUGGGCAUGGUGAGCUUCGACCAGACAGCCUAUGAGGGGUUUGAUGUAGCCACACUCACCGGCCAGCCGACGGAUCCGAGAUUGGGUAUCAUGGUCGACGCCAUCGAGAGCCUGAAGCCUCAGGGUGCAACAUCGAUCGGGAAUGGCAUCGUGCUGGGCAGGACCAAGCUCAACGCAGUGAGCGGGUUUGCGAACAAGGCAAUGGUUGUGUUCACCGACGGGCUAGAGAACACCCCCUCUUUCAUCGCGGACGUCAGCACCAGCCUGAACGCGCAGACCUUCGCCAUUGGUCUCGGCACAGCCCAACAGGUCAGCGCCGCAGCGCUCAACGCGAUCACGAGCCAGACCGGCGGCUAUCUUCUACUCAGCGGACCGCUCAGCCCUUCCAUCGACGAUUAUUUCCGUCUCCAGAAGUACUUCAUGCAGGUGCUGGCCGGCGUCACUAACAAUAGCAUCGUGACCGACCCGAACGGGACAAUCUUCCCAGGCAUGAAAGUCCGCAUACCCUUCCAAUUGACCGAAGGGGAUAUCGAUGCUACCACGAUCCUCUUGACUGACACCCGUGGCAUCAAUUUCUACAUUGAAACGCCCUUGGGGAAGGUGAUGACGCCCGGGUCGGCUAGCGGCCUCGGGGCGACGUUUGGGCUCGGUACGAACAUGAGCUACUACCGAUUUACGCUCCCGUUAGCCGUUGGCGGGACGCCUGCCCGGGCGGGCACGUGGCACGCCGUCCUCCAGGUGAAUGAUGACGGCGAAGGGCCCCGCGACGAACCAUCCGUUGUCUCGGCUGAGGGAGAGGGCGAGAGCAAGAGCGCUCGGGCGAGCGCCAGUCGCGGAAUCCGUUACAGUUUCAGCGUCCAGUCGUUCACGAACAUCCGGAUGAAAGCCCGUCUCGAGCAGAACCACCUUGAACCCGGGGCCACACUCGCCAUCUCGGCGACGCUGACAGAGUACGGCCUCCCAGUAUCCCACCGUGCCAGAGUGGGCGCGGUUGUGGAGCAGCCGGAUGGCGGCCGGAUGGCUCAUACCAUGUCGGAGGUCGAGCCGGGCCGAUUCCUGGCAACCGCCACGGCGAGCGUGCCCGGUGUGUACCGCGUCCGCGUGCUGGCCUCCGGCGUCACGAUGCGCGGGCUUCCGUUCACGCGCGAGCAUCUGCUGUCUGCCACGGCAAUUCCCGGUGGCAACAGCUCGCCGCCGACGAGUGGCCCAUCCACCGGGAGGCGGGACGAAGAUCUGUGCAGGCUUAUGGAGUGUCUUCUGGGCCCGAAUUCGCUGGGUCGGAUCCUCCAGAAAAAUGAUGUCGAUCCCAAGGUCGUGCUGCGUUGCGUCAAGAAUUACUGCAAGGCUAGAUUCGCGGGCCCGACGGAGGAGGAACUUGCUGACCGCGAGGGGACCGCUUAA